Molecule: messenger RNA, 628 nt
Organism: Canis lupus familiaris (dog)
Lineage: Eukaryota; Metazoa; Chordata; Mammalia; Carnivora; Canidae
Product: cytochrome c oxidase subunit 6A1, mitochondrial-like
Exons: 2
Coding region: 1-579 (192 amino acids)
Biological process (GO): mitochondrial electron transport, cytochrome c to oxygen
Cellular component (GO): mitochondrial inner membrane
Molecular function (GO): enzyme regulator activity
Source: RefSeq, a predicted model, not a curated record
AUGACUAAGAAAAAACACAGAAGCUGCUGCUGCUACUAUGUCACUCUUGUCAUUUUUAAGGUGAAUCCUCAUAUGAAUGAGAGGGAGUACAUGCUUAAUGGUCAGAGUGACAGCUUUUGCUUCAUGGCGAGCCAUCGAAACCCCACAAAUCUCUUUGCCCCAACAGAUUCUUCACCUUUCUUCUCCAGAAAUGAAAAUGACCUAAAAGACAGGCUUGACCAGGUUGAAAAUGGCAGCGGGGCAGCUGUGUUCCGGCUCUCUGGGCUGCUAGGUCGGUCCGGGGCACAGCUGGGGUGGUCCAUGUCGAGGGGUGCCCACGGCGAGGAAGGGCAGGAGGGCGAGGAGGGCUCAGCUCGCACGUGGAAGGCCCUCACCUACUUUGUAGCACUCCCCAGCGUGGGAGUGAGCAUGCUGAACAGAUUCCUGAAGUUGCAUCACAGAGAACACAAGAGACCAGAGUUCAUCGCCUACCCCCAUCUCCACAUCAGGUCCAAUCCCCUUCCCUGGGGAGAUGGUAAUCAUACUCUAUUCCAUAACUCUCAUGUGAAUCCACUUCCAACCGGCUAUGAAGAUGAAUAAAGAGAACCUGGACCACCACCCAGUGAGGACCACAGGACUGGUUUGGACC